AUGGCUGACAAUGAUGAUGAGGAAGCUGAUGCUGAUGGGGAGGAUGGCCCCACUACUUGGAAGCCAAAGAGGAUGGUCAAGGAAUGGGAGAAUGAGCAUGGCAUUCGCCAUGUCACUAUCAUUGUCUGGCUGAGCAGUGGCGUGACCGAAGCAGACAUCGAAACCAUGGUCUCUGCGAAUGGCAAGAAGCUAACAAUCAGUGAGAAGUGGCACCAAGACCUCUUGGAUAUUGGGGAGUUCUAUUAUCUCUAUCAACAAAGGCGAAAGAAAGCCUAG
This is a messenger RNA of Seminavis robusta, 276 nucleotides long. The record is from the annotation of a GenBank genome assembly. NCBI's taxonomy places the organism in Eukaryota, Bacillariophyta, Bacillariophyceae, Naviculales, Naviculaceae.